UACUGAUAAUUCUUUUUCCUUCCCCGCCGGCCACACCACCGCCUUCAAUUUCACAUACCAUGACCUGCCGAUGAUUUGCACACUCCUCCUUCUUCAAUUUUCCAUAACUUGAGCUUUAGAAUCAAACUUAGGUCCAGAUUUUAUCAAACAAUACAUUAGAUUCAAAUUUUUUAUUCCCAAUAACAACAUCACAAAACUCUCCUAACUCUUUCAAAUUCAAUACCCCAAAUUACACCUUUGUCUCUGACUCUGAGUUUUACUUUUCAUUCACUAGUUUCUUCCACCAUUACAAACCUAAUUUUCCAUCAUGAACACAAUCACCCUCCUUCGCAACCGCGCUCUAAAUUUCGCGCGAAGAAUCCUCAUUGCUUCUAACAAUUCAUCGUUUUUUCUUUCUCCACUACAACCCCAUACCAACGCUUUUCCACAACCACGUUUCAAUGUUUACCACACCAAAAAUCACCACCCUUUUCGAAUACUAGGGUUUCAUAAUAGGGGUGUUUCAACUUCCAUUGAGACACGUGGAAGUGAGAGUAAUUUUGAGCGGAUUUACAUUCAGAGUGGUGUGAAUGUGAAGCCAUUCACGGUGGAAAGUGUUAGUAAGGGUGAAGAGAAGGAUGUAAGAGAAGAAGAGUCUGUUGCGGAGAAAGAAGGUUGGAAGUUGUUGAAGGAUGCUAUUGUGACUUAUUGUGGGAACCCUGUGGGGACUGUGGCUGCUAAUGAUCCGGGUGAUAAGUCGCCGUUGAAUUAUGAUCAGGUUUUUAUUAGGGAUUUUAUUCCUUCUGCUCUUGCUUUCUUGCUAAAAGGAGAGGAUGAGAUUGUCAAGAACUUUCUUCUUCAUACCUUGCAAUUGCAGAGUUGGGAGAAAACUGUGGACUGCUACAGUCCAGGACAGGGCUUGAUGCCUGCUAGUUUCAAAGUUAGAACGGUAGCUCUUGAAGGGGAUACUCAUGAAGAAGUUUUAGAUCCUGAUUUUGGGGAAUCAGCUAUUGGUCGUGUUGCACCUGUAGAUUCAGGAUUGUGGUGGAUCAUCCUAUUGCGGGCUUAUGGGAAGAUCACCGGUGACUAUAGCUUGCAAGAAAGGGUUGAUGUUCAAACAGGGUUGAAAAUGAUUCUUAAACUGUGUCUAACAGAUGGUUUUGAUAUGUUUCCAUCUCUGCUAGUCACUGAUGGAUCUUGCAUGAUAGACAGGCGUAUGGGCAUUCAUGGUCACCCCCUGGAAAUCCAAGCAUUAUUUUACUCAGCUCUUCGCUGUUCGCGUGAAAUACUUGUUGUAACAGAUGAAACCAGUGAUCUUGUUAGAGCCAUUAACAACAGACUGAGUGCACUGUCAUUCCACAUUCGACAAUAUUAUUGGGUGGAUAUGAAAAAGAUGAAUGAAAUAUAUAGGUAUAAAACAGAAGAGUACUCCAUGGAUGCCAUCAACAAAUUCAACAUCUAUCCAGAACAAAUUCCUUUCUGGGUAAUGGAUUGGAUUCCUGAAAAAGGUGGAUAUCUAAUUGGAAAUCUGCAACCAGCUCACAUGGAUUUCCGGUUUUUCACACUGGGAAAUCUUUGGUCUAUUAUUUCAUCUCUGAGCACCCAAAAACAGAAUGAGUCUAUUUUAAAUCUGAUACAAGAAAAAUGGGAUGAUCUCGUGGGCCAUAUGCCACUUAAAAUAUGUUAUCCUGCCUUGGAUAAUGAAGAGUGGCGGAUAAUUACUGGCAGUGACCCAAAGAAUACCCCUUGGUCAUAUCAUAAUGGUGGAUCCUGGCCUACCCUUCUGUGGCAGUUCACACUGGCAUGCAUCAAAAUGGGUAGAAUUGAAUUAGCUCAGAAAGCAGCUGAUUUAGCUGAGAAAAGGCUGCCAGUUGAUUCUUGGCCUGAAUAUUACGAUACUCGUUCUGGAAAGUUUAUUGGAAAACAAGCUCGGAUGUAUCAAACAUGGACCAUAGCUGGGUUCCUUACAUCCAAGAUGCUUUUGAAGAAUCCUGAAAAGGCAUCCAUGUUAUUCUGCGAGGAAGAUUAUGAUCUUCUUGAGUAUUGUGUUUGUGGACUUAGCCAGAAGGGAAGAAAAAAAUGCUCCCGAAUUGCUGCCAAGUCUCAGAUUCUUGUAUGAUGCAAGUCUGCAUAUUAUUUGGAAGCAGAAUGCCAAUUCACAAGUUCAGGGUAUGGAUUUUGUUUUAAUACAAAAGAGUAGAACUGGAAAUGUAACACUAUGCUCCAUGUUGUCGUCAUUAUAGUUAUAUUUGUUAAAAUGGCUUUCUAUGUAUUGGGAAGAAGCCAAUUCUUUUUCUUAAAAAAAUAAUGAAGGAGAGUUUUUAACUUAAAACCUCUUAAAAAGUACUUAAUACCCUAGCAUAGUUCAUUGUUAGGAUUUUCACUUAUAUAUAGAGGUAUCUUACCAGUGUUCACCAGUUAGGAUUUCCACAUACAACUAUGUAUACAAACGAUGUUCAUAUUGACUUUGCUCUUUAUAAAAUUCCUGCAAAAGCAGGCAUUGCAGUGUUUUAUAA
Molecule: messenger RNA, 2495 nt
Organism: Vicia villosa (hairy vetch)
Lineage: Eukaryota; Viridiplantae; Streptophyta; Magnoliopsida; Fabales; Fabaceae
Product: alkaline/neutral invertase A, mitochondrial
Exons: 6
Coding region: 308-2098 (596 amino acids)
Biological process (GO): sucrose catabolic process
Cellular component (GO): mitochondrion
Molecular function (GO): sucrose alpha-glucosidase activity; endo-alpha-N-acetylgalactosaminidase activity
Source: RefSeq, a predicted model, not a curated record